AUGGGCAGCACGUUUGACCGAGGUGCGUAUCUCGAGCGCAUCAAGUUGUCGGACGCACCGACGGACGCGUCGCUGGCGUUCUUGGACACGUUGCUCCAGCACCACCGGCAAUCCAUUCCGUUUGAAAACCUGGCCGUGUGUGGAGCGUUCCCAGUCAGUCCCGCCCACGUGGAAGAUGUUUCUGUCGAGCGUGUAUCUCUCGACGCAGACAAGAUCUUUCAAAAGUUGGUCGUCGACAACCGAGGAGGCUACUGCUUUGAACAAAACGCACUCCUCGCCGCGGCACUGCGGGCGUUUGGAUACACAGUCGACACGCUCAGCGCCAGAGCCCUCUUCCCGAUUGCGUCCACUGACCCGGCAGCGCCUCCAGCAUUCGAGUUUACUGGCCUCAUUCACAUGAUCCUGCUCGUGACUGUUCAUAAUGUUGUGUACCUUGUCGACGUCGGGUUUGGUGGCCGAGGCCAGCCACCCGCGGCUCUAGCGCUGAACGAAAGCUCUCUCGUUCAAGCCAAGGGGGGGGAAGUGUACCAAAUGAAGCAAGUGCAAAUUGUACGGGAUUUGAAUCUUCCCAACACGUACACGGGGGGAUUCCAACUGGCCGAGCCAGGAAAUGACCUGUCGACUCCAACCUUGUGGGCGCUGUACUACAAAGCAAAACUGGACGAUGAGUUCCGAGUGAGCUAUGUUUUCUCUUCCACGGAUUCCAUGGCCCACGCCGACUACUUGCCGUCCAACUGGUUCUGCUCGACUAGCCCCAAGAGUCCACUGGCCCCCCAUGUCGUGUGCGUGUUGCGGACCGAAAGAGGUCUCAAAUGCGUUCACGGCAUGACGUUCAAGCACUUGGAAUGCGGAGAAUGGAUCGAAUCAACGACGUUAGAAUCGAAAGAAGCGCUCCUGGACGUGCUGAAGAGCCACUUUGGCCUUGUACCUCCAGCACAUGACUCGGUCUGAGCACGGCUCAACGUACGGUCAGUCAAGGAGUGCAUUGAGAUCUCUUGUUCGAAUGUAAACGCCCAAAAUCGCUUACUCUACCCCA
This is a messenger RNA of Aphanomyces invadans, 1036 nucleotides long. RefSeq lists its product as hypothetical. The coding region runs from base 1 to 951 and encodes 316 amino acids. The record is from RefSeq and is a predicted model, not a curated record. Gene Ontology annotation, molecular function: acetyltransferase activity. Lineage: Eukaryota; Oomycota; Saprolegniomycetes; Saprolegniales; Verrucalvaceae. The transcript has 2 exons.